CCUUUCUCUUUUCUCCCUCCCCUUUUCUCCCCUCCCUCCCUCCCUCCCUCUUCCUUCCUGCUCCUUUCCCGGCGGCGGGGGGAGAGGGGGGGGUCUCCCGGCUUCGUCGGAGGCAGCGAAACGUGAUGGGGAUGGCCGGAUUCUUUUCUUUCCUCCGCCCCGCACUGCGUUGCUUCGCCGGCCGCGCCGCCUUUCCCAGCUGCUGACAGCGCCGGCGGCCCCGCGCUGCCCGCGUCCUGCCGAUCCCCCCCCGGCCCCGCCCCAGGUGAGGGGCGGCUUGUGCUGAGGCAGAAAACGCCAACAAGAAGGAUAACUUGAAACACUCUUGACCCUUUCACUUUGAAUUUCUUGACUGCACUACAAGCAACCAGAAUGUCGGGGGCUUCAGUGAAGGUGGCUGUUCGGGUCCGGCCCUUCAAUUCCCGAGAAACCAGCAAAGAAUCCAAAUGUAUCAUCCAGAUGCAAGGCAACUCAACCAGUAUUAUCAACCCAAAGAAUCCUAAGGAAGCACCAAAGUCCUUCAGCUUCGACUACUCUUAUUGGUCCCACACAUCGCCUGAAGAUCCCUGCUUUGCAUCUCAGAGCCGUGUGUACAAUGAUAUUGGGAAGGAGAUGCUGCUGCAUGCCUUUGAGGGCUACAAUGUAUGCAUAUUUGCCUAUGGACAAACUGGAGCUGGGAAGUCCUACACGAUGAUGGGCAAGCAGGAGGAGAGCCAGGCAGGCAUAAUCCCCCAGCUAUGUGAAGAACUAUUUGAGAAAAUCAAUGACAACAGCAAUGAAGAAAUGUCAUAUUCUGUAGAGGUGAGUUACAUGGAGAUUUACUGUGAGAGAGUCAGAGACUUGUUGAACCCGAAGAACAAAGGGAAUUUGCGAGUGCGAGAACAUCCUCUGCUUGGACCGUAUGUGGAAGAUCUGUCCAAGUUAGCCGUCACGUCUUACACAGACAUUGCAGACCUCAUGGAUGCUGGGAACAAAGCCAGGACUGUGGCAGCUACCAACAUGAAUGAAACCAGCAGCCGCUCUCAUGCUGUGUUUACAAUUGUUUUUACUCAGAAGAAACAUGACACAGAAACUGAUCUUUCCACAGAGAAGGUCAGCAAGAUUAGCCUUGUGGAUCUAGCUGGGAGUGAGCGGGCUGAUUCAACUGGUGCCAAAGGAACUCGAUUAAAGGAAGGAGCAAAUAUAAACAAGUCUCUCACAACUCUGGGCAAAGUUAUUUCAGCAUUGGCUGAAGUGGAUAACUGCACCAACAAGAGUAAAAAAAAGAAGAAGACAGACUUCAUACCGUACAGGGAUUCUGUACUAACAUGGCUUCUUCGAGAAAAUCUAGGUGGUAACUCCAGAACCGCGAUGGUUGCUGCUUUGAGCCCAGCAGACAUAAACUACGAUGAAACUUUGAGCACUUUAAGAUAUGCUGAUCGUGCAAAACAGAUUAAAUGCAAUGCUGUUAUCAAUGAAGAUCCCAAUGCCAAGCUGGUGCGUGAGCUGAAGGAGGAGGUGACAAGGCUUAAGGAUCUCCUGCGUGCUCAAGGGCUGGGAGAUAUUAUUGACAUUGAUCCAAUGGGAGAUGAAUACUCUGGAAGUGGAGGCAAAUAUUUGAAAGAUUUUCAGAACAAUAAACAUAGAUACUUGCUAGCCUCCGAGAAUCAACGUCCUGGCAAUUUUUCCACAGCCUCCAUGGGGUCCCUCACUGCAUCUCCAUCCUCCUGCUCUCUCAGUAGUCAGGUGGGCUUAACAUCUGUGUCCAGUAUACAGGAAAGAAUUAUGUCAACACCUGGAGGAGAAGAGGCAAUUGAACGUUUGAAGGAAUCUGAGAAGAUCAUUGCAGAGCUGAAUGAAACAUGGGAAGAGAAGCUGAGGAAAACUGAGGCCAUUAGGAUGGAAAGGGAGGCAUUGUUGGCAGAAAUGGGAGUUGCCAUUCGGGAAGAUGGAGGAACACUCGGAGUCUUCUCGCCUAAGAAGUUUUUCCCUCAGACGCCCUCAGCUCUUUUUGAUGACUCUUUUGGUGCAUUUUCAGCUGAUCAGAUUUUCACACCAAGGCCUUGUGACUUGUUUGCUGAUUCCAGUGGGGUUUUUUCACCAAAGAAGACGCCUCAUCUUGUAAACCUUAAUGAAGAUCCACUCAUGUCUGAAUGUCUGCUUUACUACAUCAAAGAUGGUAUUACUAGGGUUGGCCAAGCUGAUGCUGAGCGAAGGCAAGACAUUGUAUUGAGUGGGGCUCAUAUCAAAGAAGAACACUGUAUCUUUCGAAGUGAGAGGAACAACAAUGGUGAAGUUAUUGUUACUUUGGAGCCUUGUGAACGAUCAGAAACCUAUGUUAAUGGCAAGAGGGUUGUGCAGCCUGUGCAGUUGCGCUCAGGAAAUCGUAUCAUCAUGGGUAAAAAUCAUGUCUUCAGAUUCAACCAUCCAGAACAAGCACGAGCAGAAAGAGAGAAAACACCGUCAGCUGAGACUCCCUCUGAGCCAGUUGACUGGACAUUUGCUCAGAGGGAGCUUCUGGAGAAGCAGGGCAUUGACAUGAAGCAGGAGAUGGAGAAAAGAUUACAAGAAAUGGAGAUUUUGUAUAAGAAGGAGAAGGAGGAAGCAGAUCUCUUGUUGGAGCAGCAAAGGCUGGACUAUGAGAGUAAACUGCAGGCCUUACAGAAGCAGGUAGAGACACGAUCCUUGGCAGCUGAAACAACAGAGGAGGAAGAAGAAGAAGAAGAAGUGCCCUGGACACGACAUGAAUAUGAACUUGCACAGUGGGCUUUCAGGAAGUGGAAAUUUCACCAGUUUACUUCACUGAGGGACCAACUCUGGGGAAAUGCAGUAUAUCUGAAAGAAGCCAACGCAAUCAGUGUAGAGUUAAAGAAAAAGGUACAGUUUCAAUUUGUGCUGCUGACAGACACCCUCUACUCACCACUGCCACCAGAGCUUUUGCCCACUGAGUUGGAGAAGACCCGGGACAAUAGGCCUUUCCCCCGUACAGUGGUAGCUGUGGAAGUCCAGGAUCUGAAGAAUGGAGCAACGCAUUACUGGUCCUUAGAAAAACUCAAGCAGAGGUUGGACCUGAUGCGUGAGAUGUAUGACAGAGCUGGGGAAAUGGCAUCUAGUGCACAGGAUGAGAGUGAAAGCACGAUGACAGGCAGUGACCCCUUUUACGAUCGCUUUCAUUGGUUCAAGCUUGUUGGAAGCUCCCCCAUAUUCCAUGGCUGCGUGAAUGAGCGUCUUGCUGAUCGCACGCCCUCCCCCACUUUCUCCACGGCUGAUUCUGACAUCACUGAACUGGCUGAUGAACAGCAGGAUGAGAUGGAGGACUUUGAUGAUGAGGCCUUUGUGGAUGACACUGGCUCCGACGUUGGAACUGAGGAGGGAUCAGACCUCUUCAAUGAUGGGCGAGACCCGUUUUACGACCGAUCCCCUUGGUUCAUUUUAGUGGGAAGAGCGUUUGUAUACCUGAGCAAUCUACUGUACCCAGUGCCUCUUAUUCACAGAGUAGCUGUUGUCAGUGAGAAAGGAGAAGUACGAGGAUUUCUGCGAGUAGCAGUGCAAGCUAUAGCAGCUGAUGAGGAAGCCCCAGAUUAUGGAUCUGGUAUUCGACAAUCUGGCACAGCUAAAAUUUCAUUCGACAAUGAAUAUUUUGAUAAGAGUGAUUUUUCUUCAGUUGCGAUGACUCGGUCUGGACUGUCAUUGGAAGAAUUAAGAAUUGUGGAAGGGCAAGGACAGAAUUCAGAGGUUACCACUCCUCCAGAGGAGAUAAACAGAAUGAAUGAGCUAGACUUGAAGUCAGCCACUUUGGAUGGAAAGAUGACUAUGGAAGGAUUCACUGAGGAAAUCGGUGAUCACUUGAAACUGGGUAACGUGUUUACCUUCCGUGUGACAGUGCUACAGGCCAAUGGCAUCCUUCCUGAAUAUGCAGACAUUUUCUGCCAGUUCAACUUUUUACAUCGGCAUGAUGAAGCUUUCUCAACAGAACCUCUCAAAAACAACGGUCGCGGGACUCCCCUUGGUUUUUACCAUGUUCAGAAUAUUGCUGUGGAAGUGACGGAAUCAUUUGUGGAGUACAUCAAAACAAAGCCUAUUGUGUUUGAAGUCUUUGGACAUUAUCAGCAGCAUCCUCUCCAUCUUCAAGGACAGGAUCUCAACAGCCCUCCGCAGCCUUCCCGGAGAUUCUUUCCUCCCCCUAUGCCACUCUCGAAGCCAGACCAUGAAAGAAAAAUUGAGUUGAUUAGGUAUCUUAUGUCUGGCUAUGUAAACGUGCAUGUGCUGAACACACUAUCCGAGCAUGCCAACGUGCUUGCAUCCUCUGCUGUGGCUGCUUUCCAGGAUGGAGCUGACCAGCUGCCACCUUUUCUCUUUCUGCCUAUUCCCAGUUGUCAGAGUGAGCGGGCUCCUAAACGAGAUGUGCCAGCUACAAAGCUAAAUACUAUGAGCAAACCCAGCUUGGGCCAGAGUGUGAGCAAAUAUGAUCUCCUUGUGUGGUUUGAGAUCAGCGAAUUGGAGCCAACGGGGGAGUAUAUUCCUGCUAUUGUGGACCACACUGGAGGCCUGCCCUGUCAGGGGACAUUCCUGCUUCACCAGGGAAUCCAGCGUAGAAUCACAGUCACCAUUAUCCAUGAGAAGGGCAGUGAGUUGCACUGGAAAGAUGUGCGAGAGCUGGUUGUUGGGCGUAUAAGAAAUAAAGCAGAGGUAGAUGAAGCUGCUGUGGAUGCUAUUCUGUCUUUGAAUAUUAUCUCUGCAAAAUACCUGAAGUCCUCUCACAGCUCCAAUAGGCUCUUUCUUGAUAAGGAUAUGCCUAGGACUUUCUAUCGGUUUGAAGCAGUUUGGGAUAGCUCCUUGCAUAACUCCCUUCUCCUCAAUAGAGUGACACCAUAUGGAGAGAAGAUAUAUAUGACACUUUCUGCCUACCUGGAGCUUGACCACUGCAUCCAGCCUGCUGUUAUAACAAAGGAUGUUUGUAUGGUCUUUUAUUCACGAGAUGCCAAGAUCUCCCCACCGCGAUCACUACGCAGUCUCUUUGGCAGUGGCUAUUCCAAAUCUCCAGAUUCCAAUCGAGUAACUGGGAUCUAUGAACUAAGUUUAUGCAAAAUGUCAGACACAGGAAGUCCAGGAAUGCAGAGGAGGAGAAGGAAAGUCCUGGAUACAUCUGUGGCCUAUGUACGAGGAGAGGAGAACCUGGCAGGUUGGAGGCCCAGGGGUGACAGCCUCAUUCUAGAGCAUCAGUGGGAACUGGAGAAACUGGAGCUGCUGCAUGAGGUGGAAAAAACCCGACAUUUCCUUCUGCUUCGUGAAAAGCUUGGUGACAGCAUCCCCAAGUCCCUGAGUGACUCAUUGUCUCCCAGUCUAAGCAGUGGAACCCUCAGUACCUCCACCAGCAUUUCCUCACAAAUUUCAACUACAACAUUUGAGAGUGCUGUGACCCCCAGUGAGAGCAGUGGCUAUGACUCAGCAGAUAUAGAGAGCCUGGUGGAUCGGGAGAAAGAGCUGGCCACCAAGUGUUUGCAGCUUCUUACUCACACUUUCAAUCGGGAAUUUAACCAGGUGUACAACAGCAUCAGUGAUUGUAAGUUGUCAGAUAUUUCUCCAAUUGGGCGGGACCCCUCGGUGUCAAGUUUCAGCAGUGCUACCCUCACACCUUCAUCUACCUGCCCUUCUCUGGUAGAUUCGAGAUGCAAUUCAAUUGAUCAGAAGACACCAGAAGCAAAUUCUCGUGCCUCCAGUCCCUGUCAUGAGGUGGAACAGUUCCAGCUAAUUCCCACGGUGGAAACUUCUUAUCUUGCCAGAGCUGGAAAGAAUGAAUUUCUAAACCUUGUUCCUGAUAUUGAGGAAAUCAGACCAGGCUCUGUGGUCUCAAAGAAAGGAUACCUUCACUUCAAGGAGCCACUCUCCAGCUCCUGGGCCAAGCACUUUGUGGUGGUUCGCCGUCCCUAUGUUUUUAUUUACAACAGUGACAAAGAUCCUGUAGAAAGAGGAAUCAUAAACUUAUCCACAGCUCAGGUGGAAUACAGUGAGGAUCAACAGGCAAUGGUAAAGACACCCAACACAUUUGGUGUAUGCACAAAGCAUCGUGGGGUCCUGCUCCAGGCCAUCAAUGACAAAGACAUGAAUGACUGGUUAUAUGCCUUCAACCCACUUCUUGCUGGCACAAUACGGUCAAAACUGGCUCGAAGACGCACGGGCCAGCUGAAGUACUGAGUCCAUGUAAUGUUCUCAUCUGUUCGCCGUAACUCACCUUCUGAUAGAUAAAGUGUUACCUCUCAUUUUCUCUUUGUGACUCUUGACAGUUUCUCUUGUAUGUAAUCCUGUGGCUUAACAUCCCCUACCUUCCCACACUCCUUCAGCACAUUUUCUAGGUAUUCUAACCCUACCUUGUUUCUUUUCACUUGUACUGAGAAUCGUACUAGUAGCAUGUGGCCAAACAAAAAGAGAAAGGAAAAAAAAAAAAAAAAAAAAAAGAGUGAUUAUGCACGACUCUAAAAACAACAAAAAAAAAAGUUAUUUAUUUUUUCUUAUAACAAUUGUUUUCCCAUUCCAACUGACCUUUUGGUGUCUGUCCCACUGUCCAUUGUUGUCUGUCUAGACUGCUGCAGGUUUUUCAUUCAAUUUGUGACUUGGCAGUAGUCAUUGGUUCCCUCAGGGCAAAGUUCUAAUGCCAGGGAAAGACAAAUUCUUCUAUGUAGACAUUACUCAGCCAGGAACUGCAAUAGCUCCUAAGGCUUUCUGGAUCCAGCCUCUAAUUUAAACUCUGUUGAAAGCUGAUAUUGGACAAAUCUAUCUGGGCAGACUGGAUUUUGGACUUGGUGCAUGUUUUUGAGUUUCCAGGGUCCAACAGGCUAAGGCAUGAGCUGGAAAAAGCUGGGGAAGAAACCAAGAGGGACUGGCUAGAAUAAUCUGGCUUUGAACUCUUGCUGUGGGGUUGCAGGAGAAGAGCGUUUGGCUUUAACUCUUUCCCUAAACAUUAGCACUCACUUCUCUGCCUCUGAACUGAGCUGGAGAGAUGGAACUUGUGCUGAUGUGAGGGGAAAGUAAGCCACAUCGCUGAAAUAUUAGAUAUAAUCCCUAAAGUUUUAGAUGCUCAGCCUCGAAUUUGGCAGACGGAGAGUGUUAAACGGAAAUGGAGCAGUGUGGUUGUUUCCUAGAGCGCUUUCCGGAGAUCACCACUGGAGGGCAGUAUCUCCUCGUUCCCCGUUUAGUCCUGACUUCUGAGUUCCUGUAGCAACAGUUCGCACCUCUCCUGGAAGAGCUUUACGGUUGUCAUUGGUGUGUUAGGAUAGACUGCUCUUUGGCAUCGUUCUGAAAGGCCUGCUUUAUGCAUGCAUCCCUUAUCUGUAACACUCAGAUGACGUCCCAUCUGUUCAUGGGGAGACCAUUCUCUGUCUACAAAAUACUUUCUAGACCUAGCACUUGCAGUAUUCUCCAGGGAACAACAGGACACUUCCACCUCCUUUUGUUGAGCACCUCCUAAUUUCCCUGCUACAUUUUUCAUCAGCUAAAACCCCCUGGUUUUAACUUCAGAAUUAAUCCUUCCUGGAGGAUGGAUCAAGUGGACUCUGGUCCUGAUCAGUGGGGUGUAAUAAUUGUCUUCCUGGAUAUCAACUGGGUGGUGUUAGUUCUUGAUCUACAAAUUAAAUUCUCUUUGUGGCCAAAGUUUUGGUCCUUGCCCUGAGAAAGGAAAGCAGAAUGAAUUUCCUUUCUGAGAAUUGAACUCAUCUUUCUUAGGUUUUCAGGGAGGUUGUGGGGGGGAGUGGUUUGUUUUCUUCUUCUAUGUUUCAGACUGCUGUGCUAUAUUUUCUUAACUUACCUUGGGCACUAAUAGGGCUAGCUGUGAUCCUGGGCUAUGUACAGGAAUUUCAUCCUGAGGUUCCAACCUCUCAAGGGAGAGGUAAAAGGGUUUUGUUCUACUAUUACAGUAGGCACAUCUAGGUACACUCCAGCUCAAGAAGGUCACUUUGUUUCAGCUCUCAUCAGCAGGUCAUGCCAUGCAUUGGAAAUUCUGUGGCCAGAAGUGUACAUGGGACUGGCAUCCGCUGAGCAAGAUUUUAGCUUUAUGGGGUUUUCAUUCUUCAGUGAAGCGCAAUGCACAGUGAGACCUCAAAGAAACAUGGUUGGCAAAGGAGCAGGGAGAUGGAGUCUGACAUUUGCUAGGACAUAUCUUCAUAUAUUUCAAGAUAGUACUCAAGCUAAAUCAUGUGCUCAUGCUAUCUCCUGUGGUCCUCAGAUUUAUUUCAGAACUGGAAACCAGAAUGAGGGAGCAUCCUGGGGACCCAGGAGCAUAAUAGGGAUGGUGUUUGUGUUUUGUUUGUUUCGUUUUUGUUUCUGUUUUGUUUUUGUUUUUUUUUUUCUUCUGGUUUCAUCUUGUUUAAUUGUGUGUGACUCUUCAUACGGUGGUAAUAUUCCUUUGUUACAACAUGGAUGAUAAUGUUCUUCUAGUGUGUGGAGAAGGAAGACUGCUAGUGCUGCGGGAGAGCUCCUCAAACUGAAGUUGAGCUGAUCUCAAGAAUUAGGUUGAUUUCAAGCACUAAGCUGUUGUUGCCAUCACCACCAUUUAUAAUGAAAGUGGAACCAGUUUGAGGAGGUGUAGCGAUUUAGGUAGUAGUAUUUUGUGACACACUGUGAGCAUUUUACUUCUUAUCUGUUACUUUUUUAACUAGAAAAAAAACCUAGUUUGCUAAGUCUUUGCUUUGGAUAAGCCAGAAAAUGAACUAAGGGGUUAUAGGCACUGCAUAGAAACAUGAUUAAGGGAUCUUCCUUUAAAAGCAGGAAGAGACAGAUGCUUAUUUUAUACAGAGCUGGGAGUGUUUUAGCUCUGUUGUGUAAAUGUUACUCUUCCAUCUAAAGAUUCCAAGCAACUUCUGGUGACUUGAUGUCUAUGUGGAUAACAGAUCACCAGAAGAGCAAAAUCAGAUUUUUAAGCAUCAGUAUCUCUUAAAGCUGCAUAAUAUGUGACAAAAUAGAUUCUUGUGUGGAGUUCAAAUGGGCAUUAUUAUUUUCAGGUUUGACAUGAAGGCAUACAGUUACAGUUUUUCACCAAUUAUUGAAGCCUACUUUGAGAAAUCAGUUUCCCUACUUAAAACUGGACUGAAAUAAAUUCAAGUUUUCUUUAAAAGGCUAACAAAUAAUAAAAAAAAAAAAAGUGGAUUUCUAUUCACAUCAAAGCAUUUUUGAUAUAGCCCAACAUGUUAGAAAUUUCUCAUUACAAACAGAGCAAGAAGUGAAAGAUGUGCUAAGCUGCCUUCUCUUUAAAAACCCACUCCUGGUUACCUGCUGAGUGUGUGAAGUCCUGGAGUCAGACAGCUCCUAGGACUCAGCCACUGGAGACGAGGCAUCAUGCUGUGGGCCUGCCAGCCCACUGAGCAUAAGCACUAGUAGUAAACUUGAUAGGCAUUCCUGGGAGAGGAUGAGUGUGAAACUGCGCUGUUGUUGGGGUUUUUUAUGUUCUUUGCUUAAAGGAAGGAGAAAAUUAUCUUUUUUGUCCAUUGAAAACCAUCUUGUUGGUGUUCGAGCUUCCUGGAUAUUUUGAAACUAAGCUAAACCUCCUAUACUGUAUUUUAGAAAUGCACUUUAAGUACCUUUUUAAAGAAGAUUCCUAUAUUCUGGGAUGAAGAAGGGAACGGAAUAUUAUUUCCAGACCACUAAGAAAGGGGCUUUUUUGGUCAGUAUCCAAUAGUCCUUAUUACUGAUUAGCAAGGUAUUUCAAAGCAAAGACUUUACUUUUUGCUGCUUAUUAUCUAAUUUACAGGGAUUUAAUUUUAUGUAAUGUAUUGUAUAUUUAUACAUCUGUAAUUAAUUGCACAUUAGAUAAGAAAGUGGAUUUGGUAUAACGCCCGUUGGUACUAUACAAUCAACUAAUACUGCCUAUGCAUAUGCAUCUUUCUGGUACUCUUGCACAGCCUUAGUUUCUGUUAGUUUAUACUGUGGUGGGUGUUUUUGUUGAAGAUGCAGCCGUUAACCUGCUGCUCAAAGGAAGGAUAAUAAUGCUGCUCUGGAACGGUUUGCUGAAUGUACUUUAAAAUGGGUCUCUAACAUGUGUGCGUUGCAUCUCUCCGUUGUGGUUAAUAACCCCAAUAUGUGGUCUGAACUGUACUGUAUGUAGCAGGACUGUAUUAAUUUUGUGCUUCCUUGUUUAUAAACAUCAGCUGUUCAAGAACAGGAUUGACUUUUUUUGUUCAGAAGGCCAUUUAUGCAUUAUAAGUAUUUGAAAUCAAAACUAGUCCAGCACUAACCAGAUGGUUGUGUCCAAUGUUAUUUGGAACAGUUUUUAAAUCAACAGGAUCAGCUGUGCAUUCAGAAAACUGAGGGUAUGGAGCUCGUAAGUCUUCAGUUCUUAAUGUCACCAAGUUAAUGGCCUGAUCCUGAGCAGUCCUGAACAACCUAUUGCUUGCCUUGAAACCAGGGAUUAGAAGCAGAGGGAGUCUUGAAUGCUCAGCACUUCCCAGGAUCACUUCUUGAUUUUCUACUCUGCUUGUUCAUACUUCAUGUGCAGUUGAUUAAGGUUCUUGAAUUUGGACAUGAAACAUGGUGUUACACUGAUAUACACACUUUCUUUUUUUUAAAUUUCAGUCCCCAUUUCCCUGUUUGAUCGCUCUGUACACAAGGUAUACAAGGUAUAUGCUGUAUAAGUGGCCUUCUUGAACAAAUCUCUUUGCAAACUGAUUUCAUCCCAGCGAAGGAGUGUAUCAGCAACACUGUACAUUAAUUUCAGGUUUUCAUUUUCUGAUUUUAUUUUGUAAAUAUAUCUGAUAUUUGGAGCUUGAGUAUACAAAAUGUAAAUAUAGUUCAUGUAUUUGUACUAAUUCUGAUCCAUUUGCUGUAUAGCCUUAGGUGUGCAAUGCAGAUAUCUAACUGUGUAUGGUAACCUUGCACCACUGAAUUGUUAGUGAACGAGGUGAAACAAUAAAGGUACAACCAGUGCAUUAGCAGA
Tyto alba (common barn owl) is the source of this 10900-nucleotide messenger RNA. RefSeq names its product kinesin family member 1B (gene KIF1B). The coding region runs from base 373 to 6174 and encodes 1933 amino acids. Gene Ontology annotation, molecular function: microtubule binding; ATP binding; microtubule motor activity. Gene Ontology annotation, biological process: microtubule-based movement. The record is from RefSeq and is a predicted model, not a curated record. The transcript is spliced from 53 exons. NCBI's taxonomy places the organism in Eukaryota, Metazoa, Chordata, Aves, Strigiformes, Tytonidae.